ACCAACAGUUCUCUUCCUCUUCCUCUUCCUCUUCUUUCCCAACACUCAAAAAAGUACAAAAAAAAAUUAUAUUAAAAAAAUUCUGAUUUUCCUUUUCCAAAGCUUCUCCAAUGCUUGCAGUUCACAUUCAGGAACUUGUUUGAGGUUUAUCUUUGUUUUGUGUUAGCUUAAUCGUUAAGGUAGUGCCUGUACCAUCUUAUUGAAGUAGUCUCGGAAUUGUGGUAAAAAUAAUGGCACUUUUUGAAUCAGAAAGUGUUGCCUAUGGUGGCAUCAAGGCAGCGUCACCAUCGCAAGCACCGCGAUCGCCGCAGCAGCAGCAACAACGCCAGGAAUUAACACAGGAUCAAUCUGUUUCUUCCUUGAACAAACAGGGUUCGAUUUUCUCCCUCACCCUCGACGAGAUUCAACUGAAGAGCGGGAAGGCUUUUGGGUCCAUGAACAUGGAUGAAUUCCUUGCCAACUUGUGGAAUGUUGAGGAAAACCAAGCGCCACCACAGCUCGACCAGAACGAGGCUCGCGAUGACAAAGACAAGGGCAUCGGAGGUCAACCAACCUUGGCCCGACAAGGCUCUUUCUCCAUCCCCACCCCACUUUGUAAGAAAACUGUGGAUGAGGUAUGGUUUGAGAUUCAGAAAGAGCUACCGCAGCAGCGGAAGGCUAACAACAUCGCUGAUCACGAACCUCCUCAGCGCCAACAAACAUUCGGAGAGAUGACUUUGGAGGAUUUUCUCAUCAAAGCCGGAGUUGUUCAAGAACCAUCAUCAGCAUCUUCCCAACAAAGGAAGGUGGCAUCUAGCCGGCCGAAUGGCACAAGUCUAGAAGCAACCUACGGAAUGGGGCAUGGGGCCGGAUCUUCUCAACAGAAAAUGUUGACAUCUAUUCAAAAUAGCAGUGCAAGCUUGGAUGCAAACUUCGGGAUGGGACAUGUGAUGGGGCUAGGAUUCCCAGGCCACCAAAUUGUUCCCAGCAACUUGGCAGCACCAGGCAAUGGUUACGCCGCAGCAUACCCCAUUUUCACGCAGAGUAAAACUAUGAUGGGGGAAUCUUCUAAUGUUGCUGAAAAUGGGAAUGGCACCAAUUGCCUGUUAGAGCCCGUCGUGAUACAGAACAAGAAGAGGAUCAUAGAUGGUCCGCCGGAGGUGGUAGUCGAAAGGAGACAACGCCGCAUGAUUAAGAAUCGAGAGUCAGCAGCAAGAUCUCGAGCAAGGAAACAGGCGUACACAGUGGAACUGGAAUUAGAGUUGAACCAGCUGAAACAGGAGAAUGCAAAGCUUAAGCAGCUUGUGGAGGAAAACGAGCAAAAGCGAAAGCAAGAGGUUCUGAAAAGAAAACAAUCCAAAUUACCAGCACAAAGAAAGGUUGUUGAUAAGAUGAGGACAUUGAGGAGGACAGUGAGCUUGGGAUGGUGAAAGUGAGAAAUAGAGAAUAGAGAAUACAGAAAAUCACAAUAGCUUAGCUUCAUCAGUUUAGCCAUAUCUAAAUAAUAAUUAAGGAUAUGUCCAAAUUAUUAUAUUAGUCACUUUGUCUUUUUAUUGAAAGGAUCAUGUGCAUAUAUAUGAGUGUGUAAUAAUAAGUACUUAAAUUAAAUUAAUUGUAUCUUAAACUUUGAUACUGCAUUGAUCACCAUCACUGUGAACAACCCCAGGUCACAGACUGAUUUUAGAUUAGCUUUUCCUUUU
Gossypium raimondii (Peruvian cotton) is the source of this 1679-nucleotide messenger RNA. Its product is annotated as ABSCISIC ACID-INSENSITIVE 5-like protein 1. NCBI's taxonomy places the organism in Eukaryota, Viridiplantae, Streptophyta, Magnoliopsida, Malvales, Malvaceae. Gene Ontology annotation, cellular component: nucleus. The coding region runs from base 231 to 1409 and encodes 392 amino acids. The transcript has 5 exons. Gene Ontology annotation, molecular function: DNA-binding transcription factor activity. Gene Ontology annotation, biological process: positive regulation of DNA-templated transcription. The record is from RefSeq and is a predicted model, not a curated record.